This is a messenger RNA of Magallana angulata, 3905 nucleotides long. Its product is annotated as PR domain zinc finger protein 5-like. The transcript is spliced from 8 exons. Gene Ontology annotation, biological process: regulation of transcription by RNA polymerase II. Gene Ontology annotation, molecular function: DNA-binding transcription factor activity, RNA polymerase II-specific; RNA polymerase II transcription regulatory region sequence-specific DNA binding. NCBI's taxonomy places the organism in Eukaryota, Metazoa, Mollusca, Bivalvia, Ostreida, Ostreidae. The record is from RefSeq and is a predicted model, not a curated record. The coding region runs from base 275 to 3232 and encodes 985 amino acids. Gene Ontology annotation, cellular component: nucleus.
UCCUUUCGUGUUUACCGUUCAAAUAAGUUUAAGUGAAGAAAACAUGCAUCAAGUUUAACACCAGGGGAUGUAUUCUGGCGUAUACUUCAAAAACAAAUGUAAAAAUUAAAAAACAUUUUUACAUGUUCCCUUGAGAACCUGACCUGGAGUUGCGGCCGAUAUGGGUCCAGUUUAUGACACCAGUAUAUUCAAAAGACUCCAAAUAUAAGACGUACAUAUUACAGUUGACAUUUCCUUAUAAAAGUUGCAUUUGAUGUAACAAACUGGUUACAGAAUGGAACCACUCCUGACAGAGGACAGUGAAGUGGUUUCAAAACUGCUGAAGGAUUCCAUGUUCAGCGACAUUGAUGCCCUUCUUGUUAAGUUGCAUAGCAGCGAAGAGGAAAGUUUGUUGAUCACUGCAAACGGUACUACCAUACACAUCCUUGGAUCUGAAAAAGGAAAGGAUUUUCUUGUACAAGAUGAGGGCCUAGCAAUGAGAUUCCACAAGUUUUGUUUUGGAGAUGUGAAUGUAAAGUCAGAAGUGGAACAAACUCCAUCCAGUAGAGAUCAAAACAUCAUCCCAGAAGUUUCUGAUGUCAUUAAACCCAAGCGGAAAAGGGGAAGACCACCUAAAGUGGCAAAGAAAUUAGAAAUUGUUGAAAAGGAUGAAGACCCCCAUUUGGAGGAAGAUGAUGAGAUAACAGAGGAAGACAUAACAGCAAAUACUGACAACUCAGAGGCAGAAACAGAAUGUAAAGUUACAAGAAGUGGGAGAAGAGUCAAAAGAAAAACACUUGAAUCACUUGGCUACGUCUCCUUAGAAAAAAAGAAAAAGAUACGUGGCACAAGUCCUGAAAGUGUCACCAUUGACGUGCCUGCCAAGUCACCAUCCAAAACUAAUGUGAGUAACGCAAAAUGCAUCAGUCAAACAAAGGUAGCAGUAGAAGAGAAAGAUGAGGAAUGGAAAGAGUCUACACAUGGUAAGGAUGAAAUACAAGAAAUAACUGAGAUAACAGAGAGUUUGGAAGCUUCAGGUACAGAAAACUCAUGUGAAACUCAGACUAUACCCAAGAAGAGAAAGGGGCAUCACAUUUGUCAGACUUGUGGGGAGAAAUUUUCAACUCAGGAAUUGAUUGAAAAUCACCUUCGAAUAAAUCACCCAGAGGUGUGGUCUAAGAUAUUAGAGGAAGAAACGGACAUUCUAGUCUCAUUAGGUAAACACGACACUGUGUCAGAGUCACCAAAAAGAAAGGAAGAGAAGAAGAGCCUAGCAGAAAAAAGGAAAGAGGAAAUUUUGUAUGAUUGCCAACAGUGUGAAGGAAAGUUCAAAACCACAAAAAUGCUAGAAAAACAUGUAGAACUGAUGCAUGCAGAUGACUUGUCAAGCUCAAAGAGAGUCGAAACUGAAGAUCAAAGCUCGGACAUCUUAGAUGAAAAUGAAGUAGACGAUUCUAAUGAAGACAACAGUCAUUCUAGUAAUGAUGAAAUGAGAAAAACUGUCAAGAUUAAGAAAAAAAUGGCUGGAUUCAAUCCUCUGUCAGUGGCUUUGAAAGUCAAUGAGAGAACCUACAAAAUACAUGAUAACUUUGUGAAAGGUUCGGUGUUCAAGUGUUACACUUGUGAAGAAACUUUUGAUGAUAUUGCAUUCCUUAUCAAGCAUAUGAAACAAACAAGGCAUGAUGGUUUACAGAAAAGUUCGGAGGAGGUAAUGAGGACGCUAAUUACAGUGAGCAAAAAGAAGAAACCAAAUGUUUACAAGUGCAGCCAUUGUAGAGUGGAAUAUUUCAUUAAGGAAAACUGUCUUCAUCAUAUCAAAGAGAACAACUGCCAACCUGUGUGGAAGAGAAAUUGUCCAAUGAGGAAUUGUGAUUUAAUAUUUGAUAACAACAACUUCUUUAUGAAUCACAUGGAAACUUUCCAUGAAACCACUUACCCAUUUUUCUGUCAAAAUUGUAACAAAACAUUCCAGCGAAUCAGAGAAUUUGAAAGUCACCGCAACUACCACAGAAGAAUAAACAACAGUCAGCUGAAUCCAUCCUUACCUGUCAUGUGCAAUGAAUGUGGAUUGCGCUUCCCUAAUAAUUUUGACUUGAAGCAACACAAACUAGAUGUUCAUGAGGCCAACAAGAAGUUCAAAUGUGAAGUAUGUGACAGAAAGUUCAGGCGAGAAGACAAUAUGAAAAUUCACUUGAGAACACACAAGAAGAGAGAGGAUGAUCCAGAGUUGCAAUGUAAAAUAUGCCAGAAAUAUCUUUGUUCAAAAGAUAGCUUGAAAUUGCACACCAAAUAUAUGCAUUCAGAUGAGAAACCAUGUGUCUGUGAAAUAUGUGGACAUCGUACAAGACAGAUGGGUAGCCUACAGUAUCACAUGAAAGUCCGGCACUCUGAUGAGCGUCCUUAUGAAUGCGAGUGGGAGGGCUGCAAUAAAAGCUUUAAAAUCUAUCAAGUAUGGCAGUCACAUUCCCAAAACCAUGCCCUGGCUAUUGGAAAUAUAGAAAAAGCAAAGUCCUAUGGGAGACUCCAUCACUGUGACAUUUGCUUCAGAUAUUUCAAUUGUAGGACAGACAUGAGUAACCACAUGCUAAUUCACUCCAAUGAAAAGAGUAUCAAGUGUGAAAUUUGUCAAACCACAGUUAAGAGGUGGGGAAGUUUGAAACGCCACAUGAUGAAUGUUCAUAACAAAGUUAUAUCUGGAGGACUCUCAGCCAUGAAGAUGCAGGAGGGAGAAAGUCCUCGUAUGAGAGCAGAUAAACGGGUUCUCAGCAUUAGAAAACCAAAGACCUACCAUAUGGUGCACACACAAGUCAAAAGCUCACCUAUGGGUAUACCAGAUGUUACCAUAUUGAAACAGGAACCGGAGUCUGUAGAGCUUGAAGAGGCAGAUUAUCAGACUGAGACCACCUAUGAACUGCAGAAUUCUGAUGCUCAGGAGCAACUUCUCCAGAUCUUAGCAAAUGCCAGCUCUGAUAUCACCAAGAUUGAGCAGGCAGCAAGUUCCUCAGUAAACCCUGCAGGAAGGGACUUUGUAUCGGAGGCCAACUCACAGACGGAGAUAAUGGAGGAAGUCAAGGAAUAUCAGAUAGAGGAAACAACAGAUGAGGUCUGUUUAGACAGUGCUGGGGAGCAGGUCAUCUAUCUGAACUCACUGCCCAAUGAACUCGUCACAGCCCAAGAUACAGGGGGUGUGAUCUAUGCAAUACGGAAUAGCGAUGGGAGCUUGUCUUUGCAGUUAUCAACAGAAAAUAGUUGAGACAUCCUUGAUUUUUUGUACUUUCAGAUUAAUUCAUACUGAAUAAAUGCUCUUUAAUCUCAGUGGAAAAAUUACUGGUAUGUACGUUAAAAAGAUGCAUUUGUGGUUUCAUUAAUAUUUAUGGACAUCAAUAGGAUUAAAUAAAAAUUACAGUUUGAUGGAUUUAAGAAUUUGUGGACAAGGGUUCAAGUACCGGUAAAGUAUAAUACACAUAUUGUUGUAAAAUUUAUUACUUUGAUGACCAUCUCUAUUCAAGGAUUAGCUUAAAUACCAAAAUCUACAAAAAAUAGUGUUUGAUGAAUAUUGAUAAAACCACAGUAUUUAUUUUUAAAAUAUAAGACAGCAGAUGUAGUGAUUUUUAUGUGUAAUCUAGUUUUACGAAGUAAAUGAUGAAGUGUUGAAUCAGUAUUUUAGUCAUUAUAUUUCUUUGUGUGUUAUAUAGUACAUUAUUUAGACUUGUGAUACCAUCGUAAGUUUAUCAGAUCGGACUAAAUAAUGAUACUAUUUGUCAUAAAGAAGGACAAUAAAGUGAUCAAUCUGGAGUCAUACAGUUUGACCAAAAAUAUUCAAAAAGGAAGAAAAGAAUUUGGGCAUGUUCUUUUACAUAUUUUGUAUUUGUUACUGAACACUUACUGUAACUUAUUUCUAUUUGAAAUAAAUGAAACAAUUUAUU